This is a messenger RNA of Paramecium pentaurelia, 1751 nucleotides long. The record is from the annotation of a GenBank genome assembly. NCBI's taxonomy places the organism in Eukaryota, Ciliophora, Oligohymenophorea, Peniculida, Parameciidae.
AUGAAAAUUUUAAUUGUAAAUGGGUAUGGCAAAUGUCUAAAAGGAUUCAGAAGUUCCGAACAUUUUAAAUAAAUCAUAAAAGAUGUAUUAAUCAAUUCUUAAUGCAGUUGCUUACAGGAAAGAAGGAAAUGAUAGAUACAGAGUUAGAGUUCUUUAUUGCAGAUAGAGACACAAUUGAUGAUUUUCUAUAUGAGAUUGAUAGUUCAUUUGUAAGGAUUGAAUGUGGCAAAAUGUUUGAUUCUAUUGAUUUAAUAUUUUUUGAAGGAGAUGCCAAUCUUAGACCAUGGUCACCUAAUGCAUAUAAAUUUCUAAUUCUAUUGAGAAUGUGUAUGAGAAGCAAUAAAAUACUAUUUGCUUCUUCCUUUGCUAUGCAAGGAUUAGUGUUCUUGAUAGCAUCUAAUAUUGAGUGUGUAAAUUUGUACUUUACUUUAGUAAAUUUCAAUAAUAAAUGGAUUAAAUGGAAGUUAAUUGGGAGACUUGUCUAAAAUAAAAAAAUCAAUGAAUGAAAUUCGUAUGAGUGAUUAUUUCCUUGAUAAUGUUACUGGAGAUCUGUACAGUUUCAAUUACGAUACUGGAGAAUGGGUAGGUAAAGGGAACGCAGGACUACAUAGUAGAAGAGCAGCUGAGGAGUUCAAGACUAUAGGUAAGUAUAUAGUAAAAGCACCUUAAUAUAAAGUAUAAAGGAUGAAAGAAAUAGAUUAAUUAUAUGUAUCAAAAGAAAACGAAGUUGUUUGUUCAUUGAGAAAGAACUCUAUGCAUAAUUAUUUAUUCUAUGAUUUACCAUUUGAAUUUGUUGUUCCAUUCAAGAAUUCAUGGGAUGUUCAUCCAUUUAAUUUUGUGAAUCCCAAAAAAACAUUUCAAACUAUGGCUGAUUGUGAAAAAGGUGACUAAUUCUAUUUUAAAUUUUAGGUCCUCUUGUUAUUUGUAUUUCUGACAACAUAGUGGCUACUUAAUUUUCAAUUAGAACUAAAUAUAAAGAUACUAUAUAGAUGUUAAGAAACUUUAUGGGUUAUUAGCUUAGUAAUCAUCAUUAAUAUCUAUUAUAUAGCCAAACUAUGCUCAGGAAGAGCCUAAACCAUACCAAUAGAGAUUGCUUCUGUAAAGCAUAAUGAUAAUGCUAUGGAUAUCUACUUAGAACAAUUAAGUAGGAGUAAAUAUAGUAAUUAGAAAACGAUAAAAUUUAAUGUAAUUACAGAAUUUCAUCAUGCUGGAUUUGCAGCUAAGAAAUCAAAUUAACUUGAUGUAGUUGUAAAUAAUGCUAUUGGCAAGAAGAAAUUCAAAUAAACAUAAUAAAAACUUAAUCCAAAAGACUUAGAUUAACUCUUAUUAUAUGUAUAAAAUAAUUUUAUUAAUAGAAUCCUUCCCCUUAAUUUUCAUAAAAUUAGUAAUAAGAUGCUGAUAGGAAACCAAGUAUUUAUAGUGCUUAACCUAAUCAUUAUGAAGAAAAAACUUAAGCUUUUUAAAAAACAAAUUUAGAGAUCAUUUAAAUUCUCCAUCCUUCUAUUGAUGCUACUAUUUUUACAUAAAAUAAACCUUUUUGGGUUCCAGGAUAUUUAUCUUAGUUUCGUCUUUAAAAAAGUCAAAUGAGCAAGAAAUAAAAUACAACUAGUGAAGAUGGUCCAUCUAAUACUAAUAUAUUGACUGAAUUUAAAUAAAAUACUACUCCAAGAAUGCCUAGAACUUCUUCUUAACCUCAUUUUAGAGUUAUCUAAAAAGAUAAAUGGAUGACAAACAAAAAUUUUUAAGUUUGA